AUGCUAUUUGUUUUCGGUCGCCAGCCUGCCGUUCUUCUUGUUUUGUUGAUAUUUCUAUCAAGAUGGUUUUCAACAAGGCAAACAUACGAAAAUAUCGACUAUGCAGGUAAUAUUGGCCAAGCCGAUUUUUCAACAGGAUCGAAGUUUGGACCCAUCGAUGCCGUUUACACUUGGGUCAAUGGAUCAGAUCCUAGAUGGAAAAGCGAGAGGGACUUUUGGUAUCAACGCUGGAUCCAAGAAUACGAUGGACCGGAUCGGAAUAUCCAAAAAAGGGAGAAAAGUGGCUCUGAAGAUGAUGAGGGUGCUGCCUCUGAGAAUCAUUUUCGAGACAACGACGAGCUCCGAUAUUCCGUUCGCUCCCUAGAAAAGUUUGCACCGUGGAUUCGUCAGAUACAUCUCGUGACGAACGGCCAGAUUCCCACCUGGUUAGAUUCGGACAAUCCUCGAAUCAACAUUGUCAGCCACUCGGAAAUUUUUGAAAAUUCCUCACAUUUGCCGGUUUUCUCUUCCUCUUCUAUUGAAAGUAAUCUGGACAGAAUUCCAGGUCUCAGUGAUAAUUUCCUCUACUUCAAUGACGAUGUUUUUCUUGCUGCGCCGAUCUCGCCAAGUGAUUAUAUAACACCAUCUGGUGUGCAAAUCAUAUAUCUGUCUCAUCCAGUUCCACUAGGUGAUGAUGCAUAUCCGGAGUAUUGGUCUGGGGGUAAUCUUCUUACUCCAGAUAGCACCGAACCAACAUCUGGGAGGCAGUUCGAUGACUACAGGCUUUUGGAUGAUGGGAACGGCGGAGUAAAAAUUGAGCAGCUAGUAGGGAAAGCAUUUGUCUCCUCGACAUGUGAACUGGAUGCAGUGAUCCUGCAGUCUUUGUUUGACGAAGUUUUUAGGAGCAAUCUUUCUCAGGGACAUGGCCACAUCAAUGCUACUUUGCUCUCAACCCACCAAAGUUUCACCUUAAACGACGUUGAGGCGUCGAACAUAACAAAAAGCAUUCCAGAGCUAGACACUAAGAGCCGGAUCAAAAUUGCCGCACUGUUAGAUGCAUUCUCGCAGUGCCCCAAUGACCAUGAUUUGGUUUCUGAUGCAAUCAGGUCUGUGAUAAAGGCAUUCAACGGUCGGUUUAGUCUAUCGAAACAUCUCCGGAGGGUCCCGUCUCACAUGCCUCAUAUGAUCAACAAGCAAGUCUUAACUGAGCUUAAAGGGAUAUUUCCACAAGAGUUUCAGCUAAACUCAGCACAUCGGUUUCGACACCCACGGGACCUACAGGUUGCCUUUGCCUACUUUAAUUAUCUCAUCAAUCGGCCCUAUUUUUUGUCUUCCACACUGUGUGGGUUGCGGGGCCAAUACCUUGACAGGGAUCGCGAUAGCUCCCUCGAAGAAAAUGAUAUUCGAACCCUCGAAAGCGUUCUGUAUGGAAACAUUUCACCAGUGGGCUUUCAUGGCUCUGUUCAAAUGUGUCUUCACAAUGGCACUGGGUUCACAAACCAACUACAAUUCCAGACCGAAGCAGGAAAGAUGACAGGCGUUUCUGUCAAAGACGUGGAGCGCUGCGUCGAUAUGUCAAAGUUGCGAUCACACUUUCAGAAGGAGAAGGGGUAUAGACUGAAGAUGGGAACCGAUGUGACCUUUCAUAUGUUGGGAGACGACUACCAGACCACUAUGGACCAAUUCCAGUCGACAAAAGACCGACGAACAAAAUUUAUUUGUCUCAAUGACGACAUGAAAAGCCCAUCAAUUGAAGUGAGACUCGCUUUUAGGCAGCUACUCGAAGACAUGUGGCCAGUGCCUUCAACCUUCGAGUUGCAGACCAGAUCAUAA
Molecule: messenger RNA, 1812 nt
Organism: Penicillium lagena
Lineage: Eukaryota; Fungi; Ascomycota; Eurotiomycetes; Eurotiales; Aspergillaceae
Product: stealth family protein
Exons: 1
Coding region: 1-1812 (603 amino acids)
Cellular component (GO): Golgi apparatus
Molecular function (GO): transferase activity, transferring phosphorus-containing groups
Source: RefSeq, a predicted model, not a curated record